UUUCUCACCUUUGGCAUGAAUUCGGUCCCGACCAUUGUCUUUGUCGCCAAGUUCCAACAAACACACACAGCAUCACAAUUUCUGUUUUGUAUACUCUCCGCGGGAUUUAAAGGAACGGUUACGAGCAAUAAGAAUCAGUUUUCCGGUUCACCUGAAGAGUUGCAGUGACAGAAGAGAAAUGGGCGGGACUCUGACGGCGCACGAUCGCCGCGUUCUAAUGGCGGUGAAUGCCGGAGCAUCGAGCCUCUCGUUCGUGGGGUCGGGUUUCAUAGUGCUCUGCUACGUCCUCUUCAAGGAGCUCCGCAAGUUCUCCUUCAAGCUCGUUUUCUAUCUCGCCCUCUCCGACAUGCUUUGCAGUUUUUCCAGCAUGGUUGGAGAUCCAUCCAAAGGAUUUUUUUGUUAUGCUCAGGGCUAUAGCACACAUUUCUUCUGUGUGGCUUCUUUCCUAUGGACUACAACAAUAGCUUUUACUCUUCACCGUACUGUUGUUAGACACAAAACAGAUGUUGAAGAUUUGGAGGCCAUGUUUCACUUGUAUGUUUGGGGAACUUCACUAGUUAUGACUGUCAUACGCUCUUUUGGUAAUAACCAUGGACACUUAGGCGCAUGGUGUUGGACACAAACAGGGCGCACAGGAAAGGCUAUUCACUUUAUAACAUUUUAUAUACCACUCUGGGGUGCAAUUCUUUACAAUGGUUUUACGUACUUUCAAGUGAUACGCAUGCUAAACAAUGCAACCCGUAUGGCGGUAGGCAUGUCAGACCGAGCAUACCAGUCAGAUGCAAGAGCAGACAUGAAGGCUGUAAACAGGUGGGGAUACUAUCCACUCAUUCUAAUAGGAGCAUGGGCUUUCGGUACAAUCAACCGCAUUCAUGAUUUUAUUGAGCCUGGCCAUAACAUCUUUUGGCUCUCGGUUCUUGAUAUUGGGACAGCUUCACUUAUGGGAUUGUUCAACUCAAUAGCUUAUGGCCUGAACUCCUCAGUGCGACGAGCAAUUUAUGAGCGCUUGGAACUGUUCUGGCCAGAGAAGCUUCAAAGAUGGUUCCCCAACAAUACAAAGUACAGAAAUCUACAGCAAGAGAGUGAGCUAGUCUCAUUGAAAAUUCAAGAUCAGCAAUAGCUAAUGGUACAUUUCCUAUACCUUCGUCAGAACGAGCUUCAAUUUUUUUCUUUAAAUUUGGAAGAGAGAGAGAGAGAGAGAGAGAGAGAGAGGGGUUAAAUGAAGAGACAAAAAGGAGCACAGCUCCCAGCAUCCAUGCCAAGUCUAUUGGAUCACUUGCAGCAACGCUAAUGAGAUACAUGCCCCUUUGUGGGGAUGAUUUGAAAAACUUCUGAUGGAUAUUAUUGAUAGAUGAGCCAAGUCAAGUAGAAUUUCUAGUAGGAGUUUGUUUGAGUUCUUAGCAUGUAGUUGUACUUGUAUAAUAUGGUCACCCCAGUGUUUCACAUACUGUUGUUCUCUUUGUUGUAGGAAGUUAUAUAUGUAAAUGAUUUUUUGUUCA
Molecule: messenger RNA, 1499 nt
Organism: Corylus avellana
Lineage: Eukaryota; Viridiplantae; Streptophyta; Magnoliopsida; Fagales; Betulaceae
Source: RefSeq, a predicted model, not a curated record